AUGCUCAACACGUGCAGGGACGACAAUGAUGUCUUCGGGCACAUGAAUAAUCCCAAGUAUGGUGUGUUAUGCGACAGCAUAGCCAACCAAUACUUGAUCGACAAAUGUGACUACAAGACCUCGAAAAGUCCCCAAGCAGCAAUCAUCGUUAACACGUAUUUCGACUACUUUGGUUCCGUUGAGUAUCCCGGUGUAUUAGAGCUUGGACUUCGCGUUGCCAAGCUUGGAAAGACCAGCGUUGUUUACGAGGUGGGAGUAUUCAAGAAGGGAGAUGAAGUUGUCAAAGCAGUUGGUGGAUCAAUGCAUGUUUGGGUGGAGGCAAAGGAUGGCAAGCUAGGUCGACCAGCCGAGCAAGGAAUGCCCUCAAACGUGAGAAAGGGGUAUCUCGCCUUGACUGAAGACGGAGCACAGAAACCGAAACUGUGA
Molecule: messenger RNA, 426 nt
Organism: Exophiala bonariae
Lineage: Eukaryota; Fungi; Ascomycota; Eurotiomycetes; Chaetothyriales; Herpotrichiellaceae
Exons: 1
Coding region: 1-426 (141 amino acids)
Cellular component (GO): mitochondrion
Molecular function (GO): fatty acyl-CoA hydrolase activity
Source: RefSeq, a predicted model, not a curated record